GGGCGUGGCCCAGUCCAAGUCUAAAUUUGGCGCGCACUCCUGUCACUACUUGCAGCUGCUUGCGGACGCUGUGCAGAGUUGGUCCCAGGGUCGGGAGUGCAAAGAACCCACGGGCCGGGCCCAGAAGUUGAGGGCUCAGGGAAGGUGUGCAGGCAGGUAGAGCUGUCUCUCCUGGAUGCCGAGAUUUGAGACCCAGAAGUCUCCCAUGGCUCCUUACCACAUCCGCCAGUACCAGGACAGUGACCGCAAAAGUGUCCUGGACUUGUUCACAAGGGGCAUGGAGGAGCACAUCCCCACCACCUUCCACCACCUGCUGACGCUGCCCCGGACCCUCCUGCUCUUACUUGGGGUGCUGCUUGCCCUGGUUCUGGUGUCUGGCUCCUGGCUGCUAGCGAUUAUAUGCAUCUUCUUUCUGCUCUUUCUCAUGCGGCUCCUUGCCAGACAGCCCUGGAAGGAGUAUGUGGCCAAGUGUUUGCACACAGACAUGGCUGACAUCACCAAGUCCUACCUGAAUGCACAUGGCUCCUUCUGGGUGGCUGAGUCUGGGGACCAGGUGGUGGGCAUAGUGGGGUGCCUGCCAGUCAAGGAUCCCCCACUAGGGAGGAAGCAGCUGGAGCUCUUCCACCUGUCUGUGUCCUCACAGCAUCGAGGACAGGGCAUAGCGAAAGCACUGGUCAGAACUGUCCUCCAGUUUGCACGGGGCCAGGGCUACCGUGAUCUUGUCCUUGAGACCAGUGUCUUACAGCAUGGCGCUGAGACCCUCUACCUGAGCAUGGGCUUCCGGAGAACAGGCCAGUACUUCAUGAGUGUGUUCUGGAGGUUAGUGGAUAUUCCUACAAUUCAAUUAAAGUAUUCCCUCCCUUCUGCCUAGGAAGUGGGGCCGGGACCUACGCUCCUGUGCAGCUGCUGGCCCUGCUGCACUCUACAGGAACUAGUGAACCCUGUCAUGUCAGUGUAGUGACCAAUAAAAGCUCCUUGCUGGUACACACCAGAUUCUAAUGCAUGUGAUGAGUGGCAGGGGUGCUGGGGGGACAUUGGGAGCUUUGCUGUUCUCUGGGUUUCUGGGGUACAUGUGCUUCAUAUACCUAACCCCAUAUUACUGUUGCAUUAGAAACAAUGUGUGGAAAAUGAACUUGGAAGUCUCUGUGUUUCAGGAAGUCAUAAACUUUGGCCUGUGGCCAUUGACUUUCUCAGACUUAGUGGCUGAUACCUUGAGUCCACUUUUUUUUUUUAAUUCUUGGACAAUCUUAUAUAUGUGUACACUGAGUUUUGUGUUGCACUGUUUUCACUUACACAGGUUUUCAUUUCAGUUAGGCCCAGUCCAGGAACAAGACAGGAGCCCCCAGGUGCUGGAUGCAAGUGUCAAAGGGUUAUUGGGAAAAAAAGACUAGCAUCCCAGGGCCUCGAGCUGUUUUAGCUCAUGUUCAUGUCCUCAAAGUGGAGACUUUCUUUAAGCAGACAGGUAGAUGUAUACAAAAUAAUAAAGUUCUUACCCUAGGGCUUCUGGGAAAGUAAAUUUCUAAGUGCCACCUGCAUUUGGGGCCCAAAAGUCCUGUUAUCCACAUGCAGAGAGAGCUGUUUUCUCAGAAAUAGAAUAUGGGUAUGCACGCACCCAGGACACGCCACACACACCUGUGCAUGCAGUCACUGAAGUCUCCUUAUUUGGAAAUUAGAAACAAUUAUAUCACAGCAGUGCUGUCUUCAGUAAACCUGCUGUGUAGCUGUUUCCUAUGCAAUGAAACAUUACUUCCUUUCUAAAAAGAGAAAGAAGGUUCCUGAGACUCGGGCAAUAAGGGAAAUGCAAGGCCCAGGAGGGAAGACAGCUAGAUCAGGAUGCACCUGGAAGACAAAUGAUCGCUGAGGCCUACCCCAAGGUAAGCAGCAAUUGCUGGGGAGAAGAUUCCAAGUGGCACAGGGCCGCAGGGUGAAUCUUUUGUGAUGGGCUGGGCUUUUCAGUGGUGAAGCUGCCUUUGUAUCAUCCAUGCUUCUAUAAGUAACUCCUUGCUCAGAUUCCUACACGUAUCUCAAUAAACUCAGUAAUUCACCUAAA
This is a messenger RNA of Mesocricetus auratus (golden hamster), 2050 nucleotides long. RefSeq names its product probable N-acetyltransferase CML1. Lineage: Eukaryota; Metazoa; Chordata; Mammalia; Rodentia; Cricetidae. The transcript is spliced from 2 exons. The record is from RefSeq and is a predicted model, not a curated record. Bases 176 to 871 code for a protein of 231 amino acids. Gene Ontology annotation, molecular function: N-acetyltransferase activity.